Nelumbo nucifera (sacred lotus) is the source of this 1049-nucleotide messenger RNA. RefSeq names its product NDR1/HIN1-like protein 26. Lineage: Eukaryota; Viridiplantae; Streptophyta; Magnoliopsida; Proteales; Nelumbonaceae. Gene Ontology annotation, cellular component: plasma membrane; plasmodesma. Gene Ontology annotation, biological process: defense response to other organism. The record is from RefSeq and is a predicted model, not a curated record.
ACUCCCGUUCUUGUACAGAGCCUAUUCUUUUCUUGCUCCAAAAGAUCAUCUCUUUGCUCAACCGCCAAAUUCCCUCCUACAUAAACACCCCAAACAAACUCUUGUUCUUCACACCCAUUGGCCGGAAAACCUCAGAUUUCUCGUCGGAAAAUGUCUAACCACACCGUGAUACCAAUCCAAGCCACUCAUGAAGACCCACGUCUCCCACCAUUAAAGCGUCAGCAUACUGCACGCUAUUAUGCACACCGGGUACGCGAGAGCCUCGCCACCCGCGUUUCGAAGGUACUAUGCACCAUCUUCUUGGGGCUUCUCUUCAUCUUAGGGAUCCUCGCUUUCAUUCUCUGGCUUAGCCUGCGACCUCACCGCCCCAGGUUCCACGUUAUUGACUUUUCGGUGCCGGGUUUGUCCCAAGAAAACGGCUUUGAAAACGCUCAAAUAUCGUUCAACGUAACGGUUCGGAACCCCAACCAAAAUAUCGGGAUAUAUUUCGACAGCACUGGAGCAUCGGCUUACUACAGGAACCAGCGUAUCGGCGAAACGCCAUUGCUGUAUCCAUUCUAUCAGCCACCGAAGAACACGACGGCGAUUCCCGGUGUAUUGAGUGGCGCCACACUCAACGUCAACACUGAAAGGUGGAAGGAAUUCAUGGCUGAUCGAGCCACAGGAACUGUGUUAUUCCGGUUGGAUAUAACGUCAACGAUCCGGUUCAAGGUGUCAACGUGGGACAGUAAGCAUCAUAAGGUGCACGCUAGCUGUGAUGUUUCGGUGGGCCAGGACGGUCUUAUCUUGCCGGCGUCGAGGAAUAAAAGAUGCUCGCUUUACUUCAGUUGAUUGAUGUAAGUUCGAUUUUUCUUUUUUUUUUAAUUUUUUUGGAGCAAUUUUUUUUUUCUUUUUUAUUUUCUCUGUUGUUGAAGGUUUUGGUUUUCCGGCACCGGAUCCGGGUCGUCACUGAUGCUCAGUUUGUAUUGGUUGUUGACUUGUUAUGGCUUUACCUAAAACUAAAUUGUUGCUGCAAAUGGAUCGAUGUAAUCGUAUGGACCUAGAUCGAA